Molecule: messenger RNA, 1348 nt
Organism: Aspergillus ruber CBS 135680
Lineage: Eukaryota; Fungi; Ascomycota; Eurotiomycetes; Eurotiales; Aspergillaceae
Exons: 1
Coding region: 189-1310 (373 amino acids)
Source: RefSeq, a predicted model, not a curated record
CACGAAAUGACAUCGUGAGGCGGAGACUGCAUGAGAACUCCCCAUCAAGGACAGCAUACAAUCCUAUUGAGUUUAACCACGCUCAUCCUUUCCUGUAUUUUUCGCGACAAAUGUGACUGGUCAUAGUGGGUUGAAAUACACCUACGCUCGAUUCUGUUCUCUCCCUUCUUUCACGGUUGCCCGUCAUCAUGCGGCCGAGAGACCCUCGCAUCCGCCAAACCCUCAACCAGAUCUCCUCCAAUCUUGAAAGCGCAAACGAAUCGGCCCAGGAAGGGAUAUACACUUUCUCUCAGAAUUAUAUCUCGCCAUGUUUUGCCAGUAUUGGGAACUGUGUCUACGCAUGCACGGCACCUUGUCUUCCUAGUCGUGAAGAUCAGAUCCGGCGUCGAAGACGCGGCCGGGCGGAGGCCAAUUUCGAUUUCUACGAUGACUGGGAUAAUGAUAUUGCCAAUGAUAGCCUGUUAGGCUGGGGAUCUGAUGAGCUGGAUCGUUUGCUGGCCGGGAGUGGUCUUACACGUGGGACUGCAGAACAACCACGCCGGCAGCGAAAGAUGAGUUAUGGGACGCGCGGGACUAGGAGAAAGAGCAGUGUGCUUGUACCUGAGAAUAGGAACGAUCCGACGGUCAUACCUAGCUCUUCAUUUUUGGGGUUUCUGGAACGGUUCCCUUGGAGAUUGGGAGCGCGGGGACAAAAAUAUCGUCCAUCGGCUGCAGAUCUACAGGAGCAUCCCGGAGCAGUACGUCGCUUCGAUCGUGAAGAAGAGCCAUUACUUGGGGCUAGUGAGGGAUCCGAGGAUCCUGUUUCUUAUGGUAACGGCAGAGAUCGGAGCGCAACUCAGUCGUCGCGGGAGACUACUAACUCCUUGAGCUCCCGAGGUGAUUUGAUCAUGAGUGACGAGGAAGAAGAUGCUGUACCGUUAGAUGAUGAAUUUGCUUUGGCUUUGGGCCGCCGUGGAACAGGAUUAGACUCCGACGACCAGUCUGGAAGAAAGUCUUCGGUGAGAAGGUCUACAUCGGGGACUGUCAGUUCUACAACAGAUGCUUCUUUGAAGGAAUUACAAAUGAAGAGGAAGCGAGGCAGUCGUAUUCAGUCGCCUCGCGUUAUAGCUGUCGAUGCGCAGACGCCUGAUGUACAGUCACUAGAUGGCUUGAAGAAAGAAGAAGAGCAAGCUGCACUCAAAGAGGAGCAAGAGAUUUUUAGAAAACGGCUUGCUGCGCAGAGAUUGGCCUCAAAUCGUGGUCUCGAUCAGAGCAAUAAGGUAACCUGCGAUGUGCAGUUCCUUAUACAUGUAUGUUUGGCUAACGUAUAAACCAGUCAAUAUCUCGUCCUUCUUUGUCUGGACGCUCU